AUGACCCAUCCCACAAAGGCCAUUUACAAGUGGCUCAUUCAAGACAGUGUCCGAGUUGGAAACACCUCGUCCAACCCGACAUCACAGCCGGUCUACACGGAAGCAGACCAUCUCAACACCUUUCCUCAAAUCGAGGCCAUCGAUUACCACACCACACACACCAUCUCCUCUAUCCGUAUUACGCCUUAUCCUGCUGGUCAUGUCCUCGGAGCCGCCAUGUUCCUCAUCGAGAUUGCAGGUCUCAAAAUCUUCUUCACCGGAGACUACUCCCGAGAGCAAGAUAGACAUUUGGUCUCAGCAGAAGUUCCCAAGGGCGUCAAUAUCGAUGUCCUCAUCACCGAGUCGACAUACGGCAUUGCAUCCCACGUACCCCGCCUUGAGCGCGAGCAGGCUUUGAUGAAGUCCAUCACCAGCAUCCUUAAUCGCGGAGGCAGGGUCCUGAUGCCCGUCUUCGCCCUCGGUAGAGCCCAGGAGCUUCUGCUCAUCCUGGACGAGUACUGGGGCAAGCACGCAGAUUUCCAACGAUUUCCAAUCUACUACGCCAGUAACCUCGCCAGGAAGUGCAUGGUCGUCUACCAGACCUACGUCGGCGCCAUGAACGACAACAUCAAGCGCCUCUUCCGCGAGCGCAUGGCUGAGGCCGAGGCCUCGGGCGACGGCUCCGGCAAGGGCGGGCCCUGGGAUUUCAAGUACAUCCGCUCCCUCAAGAACCUCGACCGCUUCGACGACGUCGGCGGCUGCGUCAUGCUGGCCAGUCCCGGUAUGCUGCAGAACGGCGUGAGCAGAGAGCUCCUCGAGAGAUGGGCCCCCAACGACAAGAACGGUGUGAUCAUCACCGGUUACAGCGUCGAGGGCACCAUGGCCAAGCAAAUCAUGCAGGAGCCCGACCAGAUUCAGGCCGUCAUGAGCCGGACGAUGGCUGGUGCUCGACGCGGUCCCGGCGGGGAAAGCGAAAAGGUCUUCAUCCCCCGUCGGUGCAGCGUCGCCGAGUACUCCUUUGCAGCUCACGUUGACGGCACGGAGAACCGUGAGUUUAUCGAGGAGGUUGCGGCUCCCGUGGUAAUCCUCGUCCACGGUGAACAACACAACAUGAUGCGUCUCAAAUCCAAGCUCCUCUCCCUCAACGCAAGCAAGACGGCCAAAGUUAAGGUCUUUAGCCCCAAAAACUGCGAAGAGCUCCGCAUCCCCUUCAAGCAGGACAAGACGGCCAAAGUCGUCGGCAAGCUCGCCACCAUCCCUCCCCCGACAUCCCUCUCCGACCCCACCUCCCUACCGCAGCAGCUCGUCACCGGCGUCCUCGUCCAAAACGACUUCAAGCUCUCCCUCAUGGCGCCCGAGGACCUGCGCGAGUACGCCGGCCUCAACACCACCACAAUCACCUGCAAGCAGCGCCUCCGCCUCACGGCCGCCGGCGUCGACCUCGUACGCUGGGGUCUCGAGGGCGUCUUUGGCAGCGUCGAGGAGCUCCCCGAGAUGCGCAAGGGUCACCCGGCCCACGAUGGCGGCAAGGCGGCUGUCGACGGUGCGGUCGUCGCCAACGGCAACAACGGAAACGGAAACGGGGCCGAGAAAGGCGAAGGCGAUGACGAAGACCAGGAGAUGGCCGAGGAGGCGGCCGACGAGGAAGUCGCUCGCCUCGUGGCCGCGUACCUGGUCAUGGGCUGCGUCGCCGUGCGGUACCGCAGCGACGGAGAGGUCGAGCUCGAGUGGGAGGGCAACAUGCUCAACGACGGUAUCGCCGACGCUGUCAUGGCGUGUCUGUUCUCCAUCGAGAGCAGUCCCGCAGCAGUAAAACGUUCCGCGGCCUCCCACAGCCACGACCACGACCACGCCCCCAAACCCCUCCCCAAAAACCCCCACGCAAACGUCCCAGCCACAGAACGCCUCGAGCGCUUCCUCAUGUUCCUCGAAGCCCAAUUCGGCGCCGACAACGUUAACCCUGUCGCCGAGCCCCGUCUCCCGCCGCAGCCCGAGGACGAGGCCGCCGCAGCUACCAAGGCAAUCAAAGCCGACGACGCCAGCGACGCGUCCAUGGACGUGUCCGAGGACGACGAGGAGGCGGAGCAGGAGAAGAAGCUCGAGGCGCGGCGCCGCGCAGAGAUUGAGCGCCUCAUCAAGCUCGGCAUCCCCGUGCCGGGCAUCCGUAUCAAGGUCGACAAGAUGGAGGCUGUCGUGUGGUUGGAGGAUCUCGAGGUGGAGUGCAGUCACAAGGCUUUUGCUGAUCGUGUGAGACGUGUUUGCGAGCACGCCGCCGAGGUCACGGCUCCGCUUUGGGGUUAA
This is a messenger RNA of Colletotrichum phormii, 2280 nucleotides long. Its product is annotated as endoribonuclease YSH1. Gene Ontology annotation, biological process: mRNA 3'-end processing by stem-loop binding and cleavage. Bases 1 to 2280 code for a protein of 759 amino acids. Gene Ontology annotation, cellular component: mRNA cleavage and polyadenylation specificity factor complex. The record is from RefSeq and is a predicted model, not a curated record. The transcript has 3 exons. NCBI's taxonomy places the organism in Eukaryota, Fungi, Ascomycota, Sordariomycetes, Glomerellales, Glomerellaceae. Gene Ontology annotation, molecular function: RNA binding; RNA endonuclease activity; 5'-3' RNA exonuclease activity.